AUGGAAGAAUCAACUAUUAGUACGAAUAUUGAUACAAUGACAAACGAUAGUAGUGAUAAUGGUACAGAUACGAUGGUGGGUGAAAUUAUACCUACAACAUCUACAACAUCUACAACAACAACAACAAUAUCAACCAACACCUCUGCUGCUUCUGGUUUAAAUAGAAAAGUGGUAAAGAUUGUUAGUAAUGAAGGAGAUGAAUAUGAAUUGGAAGAAUGUGUAAUAGAGAUGUGUCGAACCGUCAAAUAUAUAGCCUCUGGUAAAUUGGGAUUUAGAAAUGGUCUUGGAGGUUGGUUUAAUAUCGAAGGUAAAUACGUGUUGCAUAAAAAAGAGGGGCGCCUACUAGCAACCAUUUACACAAACAACGAUCAAGAAUGCAUACUAUGCUUUCCCGAAAUAAGAGGUCAGAUCCUCUCAACCAUCAUCGAAUAUUGUAAAUUUCAUUCUUCAAAUCCAACCUCUCAACAAAUACUAGAACAUGACGAUAAUUUAAUUUCAAUGAAACAAUCAAGUCUAUGUGAAUUGGCAUCUGCAUCUUAUUAUUUGGAUGUAAAAUCAUUAGUUAGUUUAACCUCUAGGGAGAUUGCUGCACAGAUAUCUCAGAAAAGUUCAGAAGAAAUUAGAGAAACAUUUACCAAUUUACAUUUAGCAGGAUAUAAUCAAUUUUUUUCAUCAAACAAACAAUGCCCGUCUUAUAAGAAAUCAUCGAAAAAGGAGAAACUACAAAUCGUAGCACCAACUACAUUGGCAAUAGAUGAUAAUCGAUCGGUCGAUGAAUUGCUAGAGUUUUUAGGAGAGUCUAGUAAAAAACCAACAUCAAAAAAGAAUAAGAACAAAUCAUCGUCAUCAUCAACGUCAUCGACAUCAUCGACAUCAAAUACUACACAACAAUCUAAAUUAAAUAGUAGUAGUACAUUACCAUCUCAACAACAACAACAACCAUCUCAACAAUCAAAUAAUAAUUCAAAAUCAAAUAAUAAUAACAAAUCAUCAUCAUCUGUAAAUAAUAACAAUAACAAUAAGCAAACCUCACCGAUUAUUUUACCAAACAAAUCCAAAUCUACAACGAAUAGUAGUACUAGUAGUACUAUUGGAAAUAUACAACAACAACAACAACAAAUUCCUGAUAUUUCACUAACCAACAACAAAAAACAAUCAAAAUCAUCUUCAACCUCUUUGAAAUCAUCUAAAAGUUCACCUGAUCUAUUCUCUUCUGAAGAAAGGACAGAUAAUUUGUACCAUACCACUCAACAAAAACAAGACCCAUCUAUGGAAACUGAAACAUUUGAAGAGGAAUGGGAUGAUGACGAUGAUGAUGAAAUCGAUCCAGAUUUACAGGAAGAAAUCGAUAAAGAAGUGGAAAGUUUCAAACAAAGAUUGGAUUUAUUUAAUAGACAACCAAAAACAAAAUUGACAUUACCUUCUAGAACUUUAGCAGCUCUUCUAGAUGCAUAUUGA
Cavenderia fasciculata is the source of this 1458-nucleotide messenger RNA. RefSeq lists its product as uncharacterized. NCBI's taxonomy places the organism in Eukaryota, Evosea, Eumycetozoa, Acytosteliales, Cavenderiaceae. Gene Ontology annotation, cellular component: cytoplasm; nucleus. The transcript has 3 exons. Gene Ontology annotation, molecular function: cullin family protein binding. Gene Ontology annotation, biological process: SCF-dependent proteasomal ubiquitin-dependent protein catabolic process. Bases 1 to 1458 code for a protein of 485 amino acids. The record is from RefSeq and is a predicted model, not a curated record.